Messenger RNA from Rotaria socialis, 3609 nucleotides. The record is from the annotation of a GenBank genome assembly. Lineage: Eukaryota; Metazoa; Rotifera; Eurotatoria; Philodinida; Philodinidae.
AUGUUUCAACGAUUAUUUUGCCUGUUACUUGUUCUAUUUGUUUCGCCAUCGAUUUCAACGCGAAUUCCAUUAGUUGGCGAUGAUUGGACAAUAACUAAUAAGAUAAAUCAUACAGCACUAGGUCAUAUACCUGGUUCCAUUCAUACAAUACUUAUUGCUGCAAAGCAAAUUCCUGAUCCAUACAUGGGAUCUAAUGAUGUUGAUUUACGUUAUUUAGUAAACACCGGUGAUUGGACGUUUACAAAAAAUUUUACAUUAACAACCGAUAUUCUUGCUUCGAAUCAAAUAACAAUACAUUUCGAUCAAAUUGAUACAGUUUCUAAUAUAACAAUAAAUGGAUGCCCUAUUGGUAGCACUCAUAACAUGUUUAUAGCUUAUACAUUUAAUGUUACUAGUGGAUGUUUAAAAACUGAAAAUCAAAUUGAUAUUGACUUUGAAUCUCCUGUUCUUUAUGCAAAAAGACAAUCCAUUGCAUACAAUGAUACAGUACCGCCCAAUUGUACGCCCGACGUUCAACACGGUGAAUGUCUUGUGCAAUUUAUUCGAAAAGAACCAUGUUCAUUUAGUUGGGAUUGGGGCCCAGCUUUUGCUCCAAUUGGUAUUCCAGGUGAUGUCUAUCUCGAAGCCUUUAAUACAACUGAGAUUAUUGUUCAACUUGAAAGUGUGAAUCUUGCUUCAUUCAAUGCAGCAAAUCAAACUUGGCAAGUUGAUGUUAUGUUGAGUAGUAAUAAUGAUCAAUUCACAAGUGAUUUAAAAUUUAUAUUAGAAAAUACAACAUGGUCUUAUGAGACUUCGAUUGCAUUUAAUCAUAAUCUAUCGAUUUCAUUGACUAUAUCCGAUAGUCUUGUUCAACGUUGGUGGCCAAAUGGAUAUGGUUCUCAACCAUUAUAUAAUUUAGUUGUUUCGAAUCAAGGAAAAAUCAUUGAUUCACGUUCAAUCGGUUUUCGUACUGUACAACUUAUUCAACAUGAAUAUGGCACCGGAAUUAAUGGAUCAUCAUUCUAUUUUUCGAUUAAUUCUCAACCUAUAUUUGUCAAAGGCAGUAAUUGGAUUCCAUCAGAUGCAUUUCAAGAACGUGUAAGUAACGAUAAACUCGAACGUUUACUUCGUUCGGCACAAUUAGCCAACAUGAAUAUGUUACGUAUUUGGGGUGGUGGCAUUUAUGAACGUAAUUCAUUUUAUGAAAUAACCGAUCGCUUAGGUAUUAUGCUUUGGCAUGAUUUUAUGUUUGCAUGUAGUCUUUAUCCUGUUGAUGAACCAUUUUUAAACAAUGUUCACGAUGAAAUUAUCUAUCAAGUUAAACGACUUCAAUCGCAUCCAUCGAUUGUACUUUGGUCGGGUAAUAACGAAAAUGAAGCUGCUGUUGCUGAGAAUUGGUACCAGGUACCGAUAGAAAAAAUGAAUAAAACAAAAGAAGAUUAUGUAGAAUUAUAUGUUAAUACAAUUAUGAAUGCUGUCAAAACAGUUGAUAAGGGAACUAAUCGUCCGUUUGUUACUUCAUCGCCAUCCAAUGGACUUGAAUCAAUAGCUGAACAUUAUAUUGCUGCAGAUCCUCAAGAUCCACUUUAUGGUGAUGUUCAUUUUUAUGGAUAUCAGAACGAUUCAUGGGAUUCAACAACCUAUCCCAUAACUCGUUUUCUAUCUGAAACUGGAAUUCAAUCAUUACCAAGUUUGGAUACAUGGUAUGAAACAACAUCGAAUUCAUCGGAUUUAGUUUUUAAUAAUUCAUUUAUUCUACAUCGUGAACAUUCAGGAAAUCAAUUGACUGCAAUGAUGUAUCAUAUUGAAUCUAAUUUACCAUUGCCAGUAACCAAUGAUUCAUUGCUAUAUUUUACGCAAAUGAUUUAUCUCAGCCAAAUCAAUCAAGCUAUGACAUUGAAAAGUAUCAGUGAUCAUUGUCGAGUUCAUUCAUCAGUAGAUAUGAUUGAUCCAAAGACUAGUAAAGGUCAUACAAUGGGUUUAAUGUAUUGGCAAAUCAACGAUAUUUGGCAAGCGCCAACAUGGGCAACGAUUGAAUAUGGAUUGAAAUGGAAAAUGGGCCAUAAUUAUGUUCGUCAUAUGUAUGCUCCUGUUUAUCCUAUCGCUAUUCUUACGCCUUAUUUAGCUAAUGUAACAGAUGAAAAUGCUAAAAUUUCAUUUUAUAUUAUCAAUGAACUCGUGAAUGGCAUGCGUGGUGACUUGAUAUGUUCAAUUUAUUCAUUAGAUUCAUUGACACCUCGGUUAACAUUUGGGGGCGAUGUUUCGUUUGCUACAACCGGGAUACAGAAUGCAUUUACUUAUCCUUAUGCAUUACUAAUGAAGCGUGUUCGUUGUAAUGAUAGUUCAGAAUGUAUCGUUCAUUGUUCAUUUAAUUAUCAACAAAAUCAAAUAGGACAAACAUUAUUUUUAAGUCGGCCAAAAAACUAUAAACUAUCCGAUCCUAAUCUUCAAAUUGAAAGUAUUAAACAACUAUCAUCAACAGAUUUUGCUAUCACAUUAACUGUUGAACGGCCAGCUCUGUUUGUUUGGCUUGAUGUACCAGCCAAUGUGACCGGCUAUUUUCUACCUAAUGGAUUUAAUAUGCUUGAACCCAAAAUGACGGUUACCUUUCAUUCAUGGGAACCUGUUACACAUUUCGAUACAGCUACUCUUGAUGUACAACAUACUUCAUUAGUAGGAGUUAACUAUUUUUUUCUAUUAUUAUUAUUAGAUAAAAUUAUGUCUGCGGAACAAUUAAAUCUUGCGGAGUCAAUAAAAAAAGUACAUCAACAAUUACGAAAUGAUGUAAAUCAAACACCCGAAGCUGCUGAAUCGAUUUGGAAUCAGCAUGUAGCUAAUACAGAUAAAUUGAAUGAAUAUGCUAAAUCAAUGCGUCAACUUGCUCAACAUCAUUGGGCAGAAAAAGCGCAUGGUCAAACACGUUUGACAUGGUGUUACACGACAAUAAAAGAUUAUUUUUUUGGAAAUGAAAUAAGUGGUCUCGAAAGAAAAUGUGCUCGAGAUAAACGAAAACAGAUCGUAAAUUAUAUUUGUGCUGAUUGUCAAAUAAGAAUUCAGCAAAGAAUAACUAAGCCACGUGUAUUAGAUGUUGGGAGUUGUUACAAUGCAUUUUCUAUUUAUGAUGAUCUUGAAACGAUAGCCAUUGAUAUUGCGCCUGCGGAUGAAUCGGUGCAUCGGAUUGAUUUUCUACGUGUUCCACAACCACCUUUGAUAUGUGCACAUUCAUUCGAUGCUAUUAUUUUUUCACUUGUUCUCGAUUAUUUACCAACAUGUCAUCAACGUCUUUCUGCUUGUCUCAUCGCUCAUGAACUUUUGACAUGUCUUGGUUUAUUAGUUAUUGUAGAACCUGAUUCAACACUACGUGAGAAUCGACAAAAACUAUGGCGACAAGCUUUGGAGUCGAUUGGCUUCGGAUUAGUAUCAAAUAUUAAAGUAACGAAUUUGUAUUGUAUGGCUUUUCGAAAGAUUACUCAACAAGUAAAACUCAAUGAAGAUGAACAUGAAAGAAUAUCACAACUAUUUAACAUUCGUCAAGAUACUAUGAAUGAUAAUGAAUCAUCGAAAAGUGAACAAAAAUUGAUUUCAGUAGAUGAAGAUUUAUUUGGGGAACUACCGUUUUCAUCAGAUUAG